AGACUCCCAAGGUGCAUGUGGCCAUGCCGUGCGGGGAGGAAAACCAGCUAUGGGCUGCCGACCCCCAACCCCCGGCCCUCAAGAGCUACACCGUCUCAUUCAGUCGUCCGGUAAAAAGGUCAAAACCAACAACUGCUGUGGACCCAGAAGAACCUGUAGCUCCUCGGGGCCCGGAGUAAUGAAUGCUCAACGGCUGCAGAGGCAGCGGCUGCAUGCGCUUGUAGACAGCGGCGGCUGAUGGGGGCAGAUCGAUGGGCGCUGGGGGCCCGUAGCGCGAGCAUGAUGAGGAACACGACAGGUGCAUGUACAGCCCGCGGCCCGCGAGCGCUGCUGCAUGCGCGCGUGACCCCGGAGAGCGAGGGGACGAGGGUGGAGCAGCAUGCUGCAUGUUUUCUGCCAUUAGUAGAUGGAUGCUAAUCUGCGUGCGUGCAGCCCCGCCUGUAGGAUUAGCAGGUUAUGGAUUAGCAGCAGGUGAACUUGCGGAGCAGACACGGUGGGGAUUAUCGUGCUCGCUCACUUGGCCGCCCCCCCCCUCCUCCUAAGAGGCUUUCCCCACCGCGGGUGCAAAGGGAUCCGUGGGGGGGGAACGCCCGGCGUCAGGUCGGCCCGGGUCCACAAACAGGCCGUAGAGGUCAGACUGGAGGAGCACGGCGGCCACGGGACGGAGCAGUAGCACUGGCAGAGGCCAAUGAGGGGAAAGACUUUCAUGAAUGUGUGUGCAUUAACUCAAUUAAAACUACUGAUAUAAGUGACGUAUUUGCGCUUCAGUGUUUAGCUCAAGAACUCUUUGGAGGAUUAUGCAGGUAGGAGGAUUAAAACCUGAGACCUUGUUCCAAAGAAGUAAUGACUCCAAAAACGUUGCCUCCGUGUUUUCAAAACAAGGAAACAGACAUAAAAAACUCUAUCAUUCUAUUAUCUGCUACUCAAGUGCAGUUGUUAUAAAAUAUUUUGACAGCUUUUCAUAUAAUAAAGAGUGAGAGAACAUGAGGCUGAGAGCAUAGUAAUUAUUAUUAUUAUUAUGUAAUUAUCAGCUGUUCCCUUUCUGGCUCCAUCCAUGUCUGAGCGGAGUGUUUGAGAGAUAUUACCAACGUGACUGGAUGAAUCUACAUUGGUGUCAUUUAAGACAACGACGGAUGUCCUGCUAAUUGACACAGGCCUCGUGGAAGCGGUCGACAUCGGAGCCGUUCUGUGAGCGAAGGCCGGGCCAGCGUCUGGUGAAAUAUGCUCUGCCAUACUGGAAAACGUAGAUGAAUUAUGCAGCCCGUCCCGAUCUAUUAUUCAGUGGCCUCGCCUGCUUUUUAACAGUGGAGGUUUUGGCGCCGGGCCAGGGCAUCCCGAGUUCAACCCCAAAGCACAAGCGCACGCUCGCGAUUUUAAAGUGACAUCUUCCUCAGAUGAUGGAUUUAAUGCUGCGCUGCCUUUGUGAUGCAUCCAACCGCGCAGGUCGUCAUAGUAGGGCGAUGAUGAAAGGGGUAUUCAUUUCUACAGCCCUGGUAACCGGAGACGAGGUCUGGGCCUUAUUAAGCCACAUCAGACUAGUCGCGUCGCGUCUCGGCUACAGGUUAUCAGACCUGUGGUACGUGUCCGGCCGGCCCGGGCGCUUCACGUGUAAUUGACCUGGCCGCGCUCAAGCUAACGGUUUCGCGCUGACUCAUCACCGCCGGCGAUGAGUUACGGAGGCGACUACGCCUCGACUCCACCGAGGCAUUGAUCCCCUCCGAAGUGAAUCAGAGUGGAAGUGGGCUGCUGAGAGAGCCGUUAUUGAUCAGCUGGGAAAGGUAGGGUCUGCAAAUAGCUGCACCAGCAGAGAAGGGCGGAAAAGCAGAUAUUACAUCUAAACAGGGAGCGCGUGUUCCUUAGUAACGCGGAACGAGAUGAGAUUAUCUCAUAACUAGGAGGAAGCGAGCUUCUUUACCUUUAACCUCCCGCCAUCUUGAAUCCUUUUCUCCCUCUAUCUUGAGCGUGCGCAGCCUUGUUUGCACAGUGCUGAGCUGAGAUUGUGACUUACAGCUCUGCUGGGAGGUAACAGCCUGCCCAGAGAUCUAGAGAUGAGAGAUACGGGGCUCAUGAUCCUCCCGUCCGGGCAGACUUUGACCCCUGCUCCCUGCGCAGGCAGAGCGCGGGCCAGGCCGGGUACGGCGCUAAUGCCAGAUGAUUCCUGGAUCACGGCGACGGUUGUGAACUGAGAGUUUACUCGACCUGCUUGCUCGUCCACCGGGUACCGCAAGGCAGAUGAUGAGAUGUCCGGGACCACUUCCCAGGCGGAACCCGUAGACGCCACGGCGCGGACGGUGCUGCUCAAUCGGCAACAGAGCACCAAGUUCUGCGACAACCACGUCAGCACCACUAAGUAUGGGAUUCUCACCUUUCUGCCCCGGUUCCUCUACGAGCAGAUCAGGCGGGCUGCCAACGCCUUCUUCCUGUUCAUCGCCCUCAUGCAGCAAAUCCCUGAUGUAUCGCCCACCGGUCGCUACACCACGCUGGUCCCACUCAUCUUCAUCCUCACCGUAGCCGGGAUCAAGGAGAUCAUAGAGGACUAUAAACGACACAAAGCAGACAACACGGUCAACAAGAAGAAGACAACAGUGCUGCGGAACGGAGCCUGGCAGACGAUCAUCUGGAAACAGGUGGCAGUAGGCGACAUAGUGAAGGUGACCAAUGGCCAACACCUUCCAGCUGACAUGGUUAUAGUGUCCUCCAGUGAACCUCAGGCCAUGUGUUACACCGAGACCUCCAACCUGGAUGGAGAGACCAACCUGAAGAUCAGACAGGGUCUGUCUCUUACAGCCAGUUUCCAGACUCUUGAUGAUUUGAUGGCGCUGUCUGGUUGUUUGGAGUGUGAAGGUCCCAACAAUCACCUGUAUGACUUCACUGGCACGCUGCGACUGGAGAACCAGAAUCCAGCCCCUCUAGGUCCAGACCAGGUGUUGCUGCGUGGCGCCCAGAUCAGGAACACCCAGUGGGUUGUGGGAAUCGUUGUCUACACCGGCCAUGACUCCAAACUGAUGCAGAAUUCCACCAAGGCGCCGCUGAAGCGCUCCAAUGUGGAGCGGGUGACCAACAUGCAGAUCCUGGUCCUGUUCGGCAUCCUGCUGGUCAUGGCUCUGGUCAGCUCUGUCGGCGCGGCCAUCUGGAAUAAGGAACACACUGAAGAUGCCUGUUGGUACCUGUCCCGAGCUGGUGACAUCUCCACUAACUUUGCAUACAACCUGCUGACGUUCAUCAUCCUGUACAACAACCUGAUCCCCAUCAGCCUGCUGGUCACUCUGGAGGUGGUCAAAUUCACACAGGCCCUGUUCAUCAACUGGGAUGUGGAGAUGUACUACUCUGAGACGGACACGCCGGCCAUGGCUCGAACGUCUAACCUCAACGAGGAACUAGGCCAGGUGAAAUAUCUCUUUUCCGACAAGACGGGAACGCUGACUUGUAACGUAAUGCACUUUAAGAAGUGUACCAUUGCUGGAAUCACCUAUGGCCAUUUCCCUGAUCUUGACUGUGAUCGCUCGAUGGAGGACUUCAGCAACCUUCCGUCCAACAGCCACAACUCCACAGAGUUCGAUGACCCGACUCUGAUCCAAAACAUUGAGAAGAACCAUCCCACAUCGCCUCACAUCUGUGAGUUCCUCACAAUGAUGGCAGUGUGCCACACGGUGGUCCCCGAGAGGGAGGACGACCAGAUCAUCUACCAGGCCUCGUCCCCGGAUGAGGGGGCGCUGGUCAAAGGGGCCAAAGGCCUCGGCUUUGUCUUCACCGCCCGGACGCCACAUUCAGUCAUCAUCGAUGCAAGAGGAAAAGAGAUGAGCUAUGAGCUGCUGAACGUACUGGAGUUUUCCAGUAACCGCAAGCGCAUGUCUGUGGUGGUCAGGACGCCCAACGGGAAGCUGCGGCUGUACUGCAAAGGAGCUGACAACGUUAUUUUCGAGCGUCUCACCGAGGCGUCGCAGUACAAAGAUUUAACCAUUGCUCACCUGGAACAGUUUGCUACUGAAGGACUAAGGACUCUGUGUUUUGCCUAUGUGGACCUGGAGGAGGAGGCCUACCAGGAAUGGCUGAAGGAAUACAAUCGGGUCAGCACCGUACUCAAAGACCGUGCUCAAAAGCUGGAGGAGUGUUAUGAGCAGCUGGAAAAGAACCUGAUGCUGCUGGGGGCCACGGCCAUAGAGGACCGUCUCCAGGCCGGCGUGCCCGAGACCAUCGCCACGCUGAUGAGGGCCGACAUCAAGAUCUGGGUCCUCACUGGGGACAAGCAGGAAACGGCCAUCAACAUAGGUUACUCCUGUCGCCUGGUGACACACGGCAUGUCUCUGGUCGUCGUCAACGAGGACUCUCUGGACGCCACACGUGCCACGUUGACGGCCCACUGCUCGUCCCUCGGCGACUCCCUGAGGAAGGAGAACGAGCUGGCGCUGAUCAUCGAUGGCCAGACGCUGAAAUACGCCCUGUCCUUCGAGCUCCGGCAGGCCUUCCUCGACUUGGCCCUGUCCUGCAAGGCCGUCAUCUGCUGCCGAGUGUCUCCGCUGCAGAAGUCUGAGAUUGUGGACAUGGUGAAGAAGCACGUGAAGGCCAUCACGCUGGCCAUAGGCGACGGCGCCAACGACGUGGGCAUGAUCCAGACGGCCCAUGUCGGCGUGGGGAUCAGCGGCAACGAGGGCAUGCAGGCCACCAACUCCUCCGACUACUCCAUAGCUCAGUUCUCCUACUUAGAGAAGCUCCUUCUGGUCCACGGGGCGUGGAGCUACAACCGCGUCACCAAGUGCAUCCUCUACUGUUUCUACAAGAACGUGGUCCUCUACAUCAUAGAGCUCUGGUUCGCCUUUGUGAACGGCUUUUCUGGACAGAUCCUCUUUGAGCGCUGGUGUAUAGGACUCUACAACGUGAUAUUCACUGCGCUGCCUCCCUUCACUCUGGGGAUAUUCGACCGGCCGUGCAGCCAGCAGAACAUGCUCAGAUUCCCGCAGCUCUACAGAAUCACCCAGAAUGCCGAGGGCUUCAACACCAAGGUAUUCUGGGGACACUGCAUCAACGCCCUGAUUCAUUCAAUUAUUCUCUUUUGGUUUCCGCUCAAAAUUCUGGAGCACGACUCUCCGUUCAGUAACGGCCAGGGAAAUGACUACUUGUUUGUGGGGAACAUGGUCUACACAUAUGUGGUUGUUACCGUGUGUCUGAAAGCUGGAAUGGAGACCACCGCUUGGACCAGGUUUUCCCACCUGGCGGUGUGGGGAAGCAUGGCGCUGUGGAUGGUCUUCUUUGCCGUCUACUCGGCCAUUUGGCCCACCAUCCCCAUCGCCCCCGACAUGCUGGGCCAGGCUGGCAGGGUGAUGCAGUGCUGGCACUUCUGGCUGGGCCUGGUCCUGGUGCCUACUGCCUGUUUACUCAAAGACUUUGCCUGGACCGCCACCCGCCGCACCGUGAGGAAGACUCUCCUGGAGGAGGUGCAGGAGCUGGAGGCGCGGGCCGUGGACCCGGGGGCAGCUGUGCUGCGGGACGCCAGUGGCCGCAGUCUAAACGAACGGGCCCAUCUGCUGACAAGAGUCUUUAGGAAAACGCCUUCAAGUGUUGGACGCUCGAACUCGGUGCAGCAGACUGUGACACAUGGCUAUGCCUUUUCCCAGGAGGAGCACGGCGUGGUGUCCCAGUCCGAGGUGGUGCGCUCCUACGACACCACCCGCCAGCGCCCCAGCCUCUAGCCCCGCCCCCCACCCCUCCGCCCCCGACCACGGCUUCCGCCCGCCGUAGCAACCGCUUCCGACGCGACCGCGGAGACAGACUCACGUGACACCCUCGCGCCGGGGGGGACCGCCCCCCGCUGUGGCCUUACUGCAACCAAGACCGGACCCCCUCGCCGCCGGUGGGGGGGGGGUCACGGUGAGGCGUGGAGGCCGUCGCCGGGACGCCUGACUGAAAGGGACCGGGGGCCCGGAUUUGCGGAAUUAACAAUUGUCAUAAUUCACGCGAAAGCUGCACAGGCAUGAGCAAAUCAUAUGCACACACAGCGGCGACGAGUCGAACUCAGAGACUGCUCCUCAUACUCUACCUGUGUAACCCCCCCAGACUGGGUUCGGGCCGGGCUGCUGUGUGGUUCUGUGUAUAUGUGUGCGUGCGUACCUGCCCGUGCAUGUAUCUCUGCGCGCUCCUGUGCUUGUGUGCAUGUAUGUCGGUCCACGUCUGUGUGUGUGUGUGUGUGUGUGUGCGUGCGUGUUCCCUCGCACCUCGCUGUCCUGAGGUGGAUUCAACUCAUCGGUCAUCACGUGCCCAUGUAGGAGGGGACAUCAAAACACUGGUACUAAUGAAUUCCAUAUAAAAAGGGGGGGGCUCAGACCAAGGACUUCACCCCACGCUAGAGGCGCCUCACUCACCGCUUCCAGCGGCCGAGCGAGGCAGCAUGCCCGCCCCUCCUGCUCCCACCCCCCUGGGACCCCCUCCACCCACUACCUCUGUCACCCGGCUGCUCUGCUCCAUCCACAUCUCCUCUUCCUCCUCUUCCUCCUCUGACCCCCCCUGCAUCGUCAGCUGAUGCAGAAGCUGCAACCCGUCACUUCUGUUGGUCUUCACUAGACUGUUUUAUUUUUUUUUUUAUGAUCGACGUGUACAUUAAUGUGUAUGUGCUUAUAUUAUUAUUAUUAUUAUUUUAUUUUUUCAUUAAUGCCUGUUUUUGUACUCAUAACGUCUUAGAGGGAACAUUUUACUUGAACUAGCACUGUUAGGCAUCCAAAACAGGAGGGGUCUCAUAGAGACGCUCGCUUGGAUCAUGUGUUUUUCUGAGUCUGGGAUGUCGUCUGAAUGUAGGGUCCAUUGUUUGUGUUCUCUGCGUUGAGGACACUCUGGCUCAGGAAUGCAAGACUGAUUGGUUGGGAGAGGGGGGUUGUCCAUCUGGGUCCUAAUCAUUAAAUCGAAUCAAUCCCUG
Molecule: messenger RNA, 6904 nt
Organism: Betta splendens (Siamese fighting fish)
Lineage: Eukaryota; Metazoa; Chordata; Actinopteri; Anabantiformes; Osphronemidae
Gene: atp8a2
Product: ATPase phospholipid transporting 8A2
Exons: 36
Coding region: 2241-5687 (1148 amino acids)
Biological process (GO): phospholipid translocation; neuron development
Cellular component (GO): plasma membrane
Molecular function (GO): ATPase-coupled intramembrane lipid carrier activity; magnesium ion binding; ATP binding
Source: RefSeq, a predicted model, not a curated record